UUAAUUGUUUCUCUGUCAGAUAUAUAUUUUAACUGCAUAACAUAAAUUUCGUAUUGCGUCAAAUAUUAGCCAGCUGAGCCGAAUGUUAUACAUACUCUUUCCGGGUCAAUGACCGCGCCGCGUAUGACGCACGUCAGGCAGAGAAAUGGCAGAAAUGAGGUGAGCUGAAUGAGGCUGAUGGAACCUUUGGGUGUCGCCCAGGACAUCGUGGAGCCGGCCGUAUUGAAACGAUGGGCUGAUUAUCCCAUCCAGUAUCGAUACACGAACUACUCCGAUUCAGUUCGAGAAACGGCACAUCAUACCAUAAGUCCCUUCCCAUGUCAACCGUCGCUUAACAACAAACUCGCGCUAUGGACUGGAGAUAUCUCGAUAUUACAAGUAGAUGCAGUAGUAAAUCCUACCAACGAGACGAUGGAUGAUAAUAGUCCUAUGUGCCAAAGAAUAUUGAACCGAGCUGGUUCUGCGCUCAAAAUAGAGAUAUUUAACGAAAUAAAAGAAUGCAGAACUGGUGAAGUAAGAGUAACACAGGGUCAUGGAUUACCUGCUCGUUUUAUUAUUCAUACUGUUGGACCAGUUUAUAAUGUCAAGUAUCAAACAGCUGCGCAAAACACGUUACAUUGUUGCUAUAGAAAUGUUCUACAAAAGGCGAGAGAAAUGGGAUUGCGUACCAUUGCUCUACCAGUAAUAAAUUCAGUACGGAGAAAUUAUCCUCCGGAUGCAGGAGCGCACAUAGCUCUAAGAACUGUACGUAGAUUCAUGGAGCAAUACAGCGAUUCGUUAACGUGUGUUAUAUUUGUAUUGGAACCAUGUGAUCUUGGAAUAUAUGAAGUCCUUCUGCCGCUUUAUUUUCCCCGAAAUUUGGCAGAACAGGAUAAUGCUUGCUGGCAGUUGCCGAAUGAUAUUGGCGGAACGGAUGGAGAACCUUUACUCCCGGAUAGACAAAUUAGAAUUAUUGACAAUCCUCAGCACGCUUUGCACGGUGACGAGACGGUAGAACUUUCGGCACAAUUGGAGACUUCGGUCAAUAUUGGUGAGCAUGCCUUUGCGCAAAUGCAAGGUGAUCUGGACCGACAGAGACUUUUAGGAGAGAGACCACCUGCCGAUCCAUUGGCGGAUAUUAUGCUCAAACAAAUGCAGCAUAAAGAAAGGUACGAAAGGCUUCUUAGGAGAGCAAAGACAGAGGAUUUGACUGAAGUCUCCGGGAUCGGCUGUCUGUACCAGAGUGGCGUGGACCGGCAAGGCCGACCAGUGGUGGUCUUCGUCGGCAAAUGGUUUCCAGCCACUAAAAUCAAUCUAGAUAAGGCCCUAUUGUACCUGAUACAAUUGUUGGAUCCCAUCGUGAAGGGUGAUUAUGUUAUCGCGUAUUUCCACACCCUUACGUCCAGCAGCAAUUACCCCAGUUUACAUUGGCUGCGCGAAGUCUACAACGUGCUUCCCUACAAAUAUAAGAAGAAUCUAAAACAUUUCUACAUUAUCCAUCCUACCUUCUGGACCAAGAUGAUGACGUGGUGGUUCACAACCUUCAUGGCUCCAGCUAUUAAACAGAAGGUUCACAAUUUAGCCGGAGUAGAAUAUCUUUAUGAAGUUAUGCCCCCUGAUCAACUUGAGAUCCCAGCGUACAUCACAGAAUACGACAUGACGAUAAAUGGCCUGAGAUAUUAUCAACCGGAUCAGGUCUCGUCGCCAUCAACGUCUACGUAAUUCGCAGGUAAAAAUUGAAAAUGGAAGCAACAAAGCGUCAAGAUCGAGGCCGGAUCGAGUAUUUCGUGCAUUCGUAUGGUUGGCUAUAUUUUUGCAAUGACAUGCUUAAGCAUGAGAAUAGUAACGCACGAGAUUUGUUACUGCUGGUGUAUCUCAUCGGUUUUUGGCAAUGAUAAGACGUAAAAUACGACAUUGUUUGGAUACUGGAUCUUCGAAAAAGUAGUCCGGCUCCGCAAUAACUCGAAGUCGAUUUGUCCAAGUGCCUCGCGAUGAACCGUUUAGCAGGAGAAAGGACGAAAGGACGAUCGGCCGUACGAAUGUUAAUAUUAAC
This is a messenger RNA of Pogonomyrmex barbatus (red harvester ant), 2032 nucleotides long. RefSeq names its product ganglioside induced differentiation associated protein 2 (gene Gdap2). The record is from RefSeq and is a predicted model, not a curated record. Lineage: Eukaryota; Metazoa; Arthropoda; Insecta; Hymenoptera; Formicidae.